Messenger RNA from Sebastes umbrosus (honeycomb rockfish), 2086 nucleotides. RefSeq names its product yrdC N(6)-threonylcarbamoyltransferase domain containing (gene yrdc). The coding region runs from base 256 to 1026 and encodes 256 amino acids. The transcript is spliced from 7 exons. Gene Ontology annotation, cellular component: cytoplasm. Gene Ontology annotation, molecular function: tRNA binding; double-stranded RNA binding; nucleotidyltransferase activity. NCBI's taxonomy places the organism in Eukaryota, Metazoa, Chordata, Actinopteri, Perciformes, Sebastidae. Gene Ontology annotation, biological process: regulation of translational fidelity. The record is from RefSeq and is a predicted model, not a curated record.
UUUUCAAAAUAACAUAAAGCUUUUAAGCAGUGCAAAUGUAUUUAUUUCUAUAGCAAAGUUAUGUAAUGCUAAACUUUAACGAUAAAAACAAGGGUUCGGGGCGUAAAUAAAAGUAAAGGAAAAUAAAAAGUAAUUAAACAAAUUUUCGGCAGUCCAAACAGUGAUCUUGAACAAUUAAAAUAUAUUUAAGAGUUUUCAAAAAGGCAACAACAUGCUCUCUGCUCCUCCGGGCUGUGACUCUGUAGCUCUGGGUUUAUGAAGUCAAUCUGUAGCAUCGCAGUUGAAUUAAUCAGAUCGAGAAGAGCUCUGAGUUCAGCCGGAGGAGAGAUGAUGUGUAAAGAGCUCAAGACCAAAGUGCUGCGACUGUCGUCCGUCCAUCAGGAGGGAAACACAGAUGGUGCUGACAUCCUGAGUUGCACGGCGAAGGCUCUGAAGGAGGGCAAUGUGGUCGGCGUGCCCACAGACACCAUCUACGGCCUGGCGUGUCUGGCCCAGAACUCCGCAGCCGUCAGUAAAACCUACGACAUCAAAGGACGAAAUGGACACAAACCGCUGGCCAUUUGUGUGGGAGAAAUCCAGGAUAUCUAUAAGUACUGUAAGGUGAAGGUGAAGGAAGCGCUGUUAGGUGACCUGCUGCCGGGUCCCGUCACUCUGGUGUUCGAAAGAUCCGAAGUACUAAACCCAGAUCUCAACCCCUUCACUUCACUCGUAGGCGUUCGUAUCCCAGACCAUGCCUUCAUGAGACGCCUUUGCCAGAUGUGUGCUGAACCUCUCGCACUUACCAGCGCCAACAUCAGCUCGCACACCAGCACUGUGGCCGUACAUGAGUUUCAGGAGCUCUGGCCCCAACUUGCAGUGGUGGUGGAUGGCGGACCAAUAGGAGACCAGAGCCGCCUCGGAUCAACAGUGGUCGACCUAUCGGUACUCGGCAAAUACCGCAUCAUCAGACCUGGCUGUGCCUUUUCUUCCACGGUUGAUGUGCUGCAGCACAAAUAUGGCCUGUCAGAGGACUCGGGGGAAGUUUGACCUUUGUACUCUCCACACUCCACAACACACGCUGAGACGCACAACCAGCGCUGACCACGGGGCUCCUUCAGAAAAGAUGAAUCCUUCUCAUGUUCACAGGGAAGAACGAGUCUUUCCCUGGAAGGAUUGGAAACUCAGGAACAGCUCGAUGGCCGAUAUUGUUCUGGUGGCUGCUUUAAUGUCUGGAGUAACUUAUUUUUCUUUUGAUGAUCAUAUUUUCUGCCGUACUAUGCGUCAACUAUCAUGGGAUUAUGUGGGAUUUUAAAGUGUCACAGUUCUCUACCAUUUAUUCAGAACAAGCUCAGCUAUACAGUAUGGGAUUUAUUAUUUUGCAUCUUUUUGUAUUGCCAAAGCAACAUGUCUUAACGGAGAAUACAAUGGUUUGAGUUUUUAUUUUAAUAUUUCCUUUUAUGGCCUGAAUACUUCGUUGUGGAAUUCUGUGAAUAGCAUUGACUAUACAUCAAACUUGAGUACAGAACUAUAUUUUAUUAUUAACCUAUGAAUCCCCUGUAUUUAUUUUAUCUGCAUGUCAGUUUACCAGUGUGAGGCUUGCACGAUCAUUGGUCACCUGCUACAGUUUCAGUAACUGUUCUAUAUUGUAGUUUAAACUACAUUUACAAGUUUGAAAAUACUGUAAUAUUUCAGAUUUGUGUUGGUUAGCACAUAUGGUGCCUUCAAAGAAAGAAAAACAAUAUACGACUAAAAUGACAACAUAUUAACCUACUAUGCACUGAAAAAUUAACUUCCAUGGCCUCUGCCAUUUCCUGACAACGUCAACAAACACGUCACAACUCGUGAGCUCUGAGUUUUCAGAAACUUUCCGCUUACGAUGUCGUGAAUACCACAAGAGGGGGACGUUAGUAUGGACUCUUCUCGUGAACACUUAAACACGACCCCAUUUGAAGGCACCAAUAGGCCAAGUGGAUAUGACAUUCUUCUGCCCACUUGCAUGUUGAAAACACCGUCUGACAUAAACUUGUUUUGAUGGAUUGUACAACCUCGGCACAGCCACAAUAAAAUAUUUUUUUCAGUAUCACAGUCUUAUUCAUGCAUAAGAAAA